Lathyrus oleraceus (garden pea) is the source of this 936-nucleotide messenger RNA. RefSeq lists its product as uncharacterized. The record is from RefSeq and is a predicted model, not a curated record. The coding region runs from base 1 to 936 and encodes 311 amino acids. The transcript is spliced from 2 exons. NCBI's taxonomy places the organism in Eukaryota, Viridiplantae, Streptophyta, Magnoliopsida, Fabales, Fabaceae.
AUGUACCAAAACUCUGGUAAAGGAACUGAAAAGGUAAACGAACCGACCAAUAAGGGAAAGGAAGACAAAAGAGGAGAAGAAGAAGAUAAAGAAACACCUUAUAUGCCUCCGCCACCAUACAAACCACAUAUACCUUAUCCUCAAAGACUCGCUAAGUCUAAAAAUGUAGGACAAUUUAAGAAAUUCGUAGAACUUCUGAAGCAACUUAAUAUCACUAUACCGUUCACAAAAGCCAUUACACAAAUUCCUUCAUAUGCUAAAUUCCUUAAAGACAUCUUAUCUAAUAAGAAAAAGCUUGAGGAUAAUGAAAGCGUUAUGCUUACUACUGAGUGUAGCGCUAUUAUUCAAAACAACAUGCAUCCUAAGCUGAAAGACCUAAUUAGUUUUUCCAUACCAUGUGUAAUCGGAAAGUUUAUCAUAGACAAAGAUUUAUGCGACUUAGGAGCCAGUGUUAAUUUAAUGCCUUUAUCCACAUGCAAGAAACUCAAUUUAGGAGAACUAAGACCAACGAAGAUGUCUCUACAACUAGCUGACAAUUCUGUUAAAUUUCCAAUAGGUAUGCUAGAGAACAUUCUCGUUCGUAUAGGUCAAUUCUAUAUUCCCACUGACUUUGUACUAAUGGAUAUAAAUGAGGAUUCCCACAUCCAUAUUAUUUUAGCCCCAUCUAUAGAAGAUUCAUGUUGUCUCUUAGACGUUAUCGAUGAAUGUGUGAAAGAAAUGGAGAGGGAAUCAUCUAAGUAUACUGAAGUACUAAAGAUUCCAGCUCCUCCUAUAUUCAAAGACGAUAAUUGGCAUGAGCCAUACGUAGAUGACAGUUUGAGGGAAUGUCUAGAACUAGCACCCAAUCCAAUGACAUGCCCAAAGAAACCUUCUAUAGAACUUAAAACACUACCCAAAGACCUAAGGUAUGAAUUCCUAGACACUGAACUUGAAUGA